AAGAUAGUUCUGUUGUUGGUGGGGGGUUUAGUUUAGUUGGGGUGUUUGUUAUGGCGUCGUCAGAUCGAAAGCUCAUUGUAGUCUCCGGAUUUGGUCCAUUUCUCGGUCACGAAGCGGUCAACGCCAGCUGGGAAGCUGUGAAACUGCUGCCGGAAAUCCUAACUCACGAUGGCAUAGAAUAUGAUCUGGAAAAGCGGUUGGUUUCGGUGGAAUACGGGGCUGUGGACGAGGCGGUGGCGGAGAUUUGGAAACGCCAGCCAUAUCUUGUUAUCCAUGUCGGUGUUUCGGGCGUUGCCAAGUGUGUAUACAUCGAGAAGCUGGCGUACAAUCACAAGUUCCGCCGAGCUGAUAAUUGUGAUAAAAAACUGGCCAACGGCACUUGCGAACUACCCAACAAUGGACAUGCAAAUGUCUUGAAGACCGAAUUAGAUGUGGAUAAGAUUGUGGCGGUUGUAAAUGAGAAUUGCGCCGAUUGUGUGGGACCCACACAACAGCCGACACAUAAUGAUAAUCUCAAAUCCCUGAGCGCCACAAAGGCAUCCAAAAAUGUGGGUGACUUUCUCUGCGGCUAUAUCUAUCUGAAAUCGCUCGAUAUGGACAGAAAACGAAGCCUGUUUGUCCAUGUACCUCCUGUAGAUAGGCCAUUUAGUAGUGUUAAGACUUCGGAAAUACUUUUUAGCAUAGUCGAACAAUGCAUUCAACAGGUGGUCGCUUUUGACUCCUGAAUUCCGCAAAAUAUUCUUCCAAUAUCUGUCUUUUUAAGAAUUAUUUACAUGUGUGCUGUUAAGUUGUUUAAGAAAUGAGUUUUAUUCUUUUUAAGAUACAAUAUUUUAUAUUUACUUUUUAUUACAAUGAAACAGAGAAGCAAUACAACUGCAUUAAUAAUUACACAGUCUUUUUUGCGUUUACAC
This is a messenger RNA of Drosophila melanogaster (fruit fly), 911 nucleotides long. RefSeq lists its product as uncharacterized. Lineage: Eukaryota; Metazoa; Arthropoda; Insecta; Diptera; Drosophilidae. Gene Ontology annotation, biological process: proteolysis. The record is from RefSeq and is marked reviewed. Gene Ontology annotation, cellular component: cytosol. The coding region runs from base 51 to 725 and encodes 224 amino acids. Gene Ontology annotation, molecular function: pyroglutamyl-peptidase activity. The transcript is spliced from 2 exons.